AUGCAUAUUGAGCAUCUUCUUCAAACUAAGCUUCUAUCAAGGUAUCUAAGAAUUGAUCGUGGAACAGAAACUGGAAAAAUGGCCACCAUUCACGCAUACCUGGUAAACAAAUUUGAAAUUAUGGAUGAUGCGACUGACUCAAUUAUUUAUGGCCCUUCAACUAGUAAUAAAAUAGAGCGGUGGUGGCGUGAUUUGCAUGAACGUCUCGAAAGGUACUUUAAAGCACAAUUAAGGGAGUUGUUACAGAAACACGAGUAUGAUCCAAACUUUAAUCAUGAUCGACAAUUGAUUGCAUAUGUUUAUGUACCCAUAGUUCAAAGGGAGUGUAAUACGUUCAUUAAUUACUGGAACUCUCAUCGAAUACGUGCCCAAGAAAAACUGGAAAUUCCUACUGGUAUCCCUAACCACAUGUUUUCUUUUCCUGAGAAUUAUGGAGCUACAAAUGAAGGGAUUCAUUUGUCCGAAGAGGACAUUCGUGAAGUAGCUGAGGUUUCAGGAGUGAUGAAUGCUCAAUGCUCUUACACAUGCAUUGAAGAGCAUGCCAGGCAACAAUGUGCAGAAUUGAUACCUAAUCCUGAAAAGAUUGAAGCAAAAAAUGCAAUUGAGGCAUACAGAUUUCUAAAGCAGAACAUGUUAAAUGUUUAG
Molecule: messenger RNA, 645 nt
Organism: Dendronephthya gigantea
Lineage: Eukaryota; Metazoa; Cnidaria; Anthozoa; Malacalcyonacea; Nephtheidae
Exons: 1
Coding region: 1-645 (214 amino acids)
Source: RefSeq, a predicted model, not a curated record